Messenger RNA from Manis pentadactyla (Chinese pangolin), 4833 nucleotides. RefSeq names its product antizyme inhibitor 1 (gene AZIN1). The record is from RefSeq and is a predicted model, not a curated record. Gene Ontology annotation, molecular function: ornithine decarboxylase activator activity; ornithine decarboxylase activity. Gene Ontology annotation, cellular component: cytoplasm. Gene Ontology annotation, biological process: positive regulation of polyamine transmembrane transport; negative regulation of protein catabolic process. Lineage: Eukaryota; Metazoa; Chordata; Mammalia; Pholidota; Manidae. Bases 739 to 2085 code for a protein of 448 amino acids. The transcript is spliced from 13 exons.
CUCCUCUCCACACGGUUCGGUUCAUUGCUACCCUGCAGUGUUUCCUUUUUUUCCGCCGGUCCUGCCCCUUCUCAUCUCUCGCUCCCCUGCUCUGCGGUGUGACGAGGCCGAAUCCUCUCCCCACCCAGCCCUCGACUUUCUUUUACCCGCGCUGUUCUAUUUCUCUCCUGCCGCCGCCGCCACCACUGCACAGCUGGUGUCGGUGCCGCGCUUUUUCCCCCACGUCGUCCCCGCAGCCUAUGGCCCAGGCCGCCUUGGGUAUUUCUGCUCAAGGUAACCACAUCCCUCUUUAAAAAUUCCGCCGAAAAAGAGAAGACGCUUUACCCGACUCUUUGGGCCGUUAUCUCACGGCGAACUUUCUGACCAAGUAUACAACUACCCAGAGGGCCUAGGAGAAGUGCUGUAUAGAGAGCAGUUCGACUUCAACGCUGAGCCACCUUGGGAACCUAGCUGAUGAUAGGGGGGUUCCAUCUCCUAACUUGUCCAUGGAGGUCUUCACUUCAGAAAUCCAAGACUCAUAUUCAUCCAGCUUGGUGUCAAGUGGGCUGUUGCUGCCAGAAUUAUCUUGUGAUUAUUUGAGAGAUGUGUCAGUUUCUUCUGAAGUACAAUCAACUGUAGAAGCCUUUGUAGCAGGUGUGUAACAAGUUUGUUGCAUAUUCUAAGGACCCAGACAUAAGGCUUGGCCCAUCUCUUGUUUUUCCUGGUUUAUGACUUUCCGCUUUGUGGAAUACGGCUGAGAUGAAAGGAUUUAUUGACGAUACAAACUACUCCGUUGGACUGUUGGAUGAAGGAACAAACCUUGGAAAUGUUAUUGAUAACUAUGUUUAUGAACAUACCCUGACAGGGAAAAAUGCAUUUUUUGUGGGAGAUCUUGGAAAAAUUGUGAAGAAGCACAGUCAGUGGCAAAAUGUAGUGGCUCAGAUAAAGCCAUUCUACAUGGUAAAGUGCAACUCCACUCCAGCUGUGCUUGAAAUUUUGGCAGCUCUUGGAACUGGAUUUGCUUGUUCCAGUAAAACUGAAAUGGCUUUAGUGCAAGACUUGGGUGUAUCUCCAGAAAACAUCAUUUACAUAAGUCCUUGCAAGCAGGUGUCUCAGAUAAAGUAUGCAGCGAAAGUUGGAGUGAAUAUCAUGACAUGUGACAAUGAAGUUGAAUUGAAGAAAAUCUCGCGUAAUCAUCCAAAUGCCAAGGUCUUACUACAUAUUGCAACAGAAGAUAAUAUUGGUGGUGAAGAGGGUAACAUGAAGUUUGGCACUACCCUGAAGAACUGUAGGCAUCUCUUGGAAUGUGCUAAGGAACUUGAUGUCCAAAUUACUGGAGUUAAAUUUCAUGUUUCAAGUGCUUGCAAAGAAUCUCAAGUAUAUGUACAUGCUCUGUCUGAUGCUCGAUGUGUGUUUGACAUGGCUGGAGAAUUUGGCUUUACAAUGAACAUGUUAGACAUUGGUGGAGGCUUCACAGGAACUGAAUUUCAGUUGGAAGAGGUUAAUCAUGUUAUCAGUCCUUUGUUGGAUGUCUACUUUCCUGAAGGAUCUGGCAUUAAGAUAAUUUCAGAACCUGGAAGCUACUAUGUAUCUUCUGCAUUUACACUUGCAGUUAAUAUCAUUGCAAAGAAAGCUGUUGAAAAUGAUAAAUUUUCCUCUGGAGUAGAAAAAACUGGAAGUGAUGAACCAACCUUCAUGUAUUACAUGAAUGAUGGUGUUUAUGGUUCUUUUGCAAGUAAACUGUCUGAGGACUUAAAUACCAUUCCAGAGGUUCACAAGAAAUACAAAGAUGAUGAGCCUCUGUUUACAAGCAGCCUUUGGGGUCCAUCCUGUGAUGAGCUUGAUCAAAUUGUGGAAAACUGUCUUCUUCCUGAGCUGAAUGUAGGAGAUUGGCUUAUCUUUGAUAACAUGGGAGCAGAUUCUUUCCAUGAACCAUCUGCUUUUAAUGAUUUUCAGAGGCCACCUAUUUAUUAUAUGAUGUCAUUCAGUGAUUGGUAUGAGAUGCAAGAUGCUGGAAUUACUUCAGACACAAUGAUGAAAAACUUCUUCUUUGUGCCUUCUUGCAUUCAGCUGAGCCAAGGAGAGAGCUUUUCCACUGAAGCUUAAACAGGCAUUAACGCUUCUUUAUAUCUGAAGUUGUGGGUUGAGCUUGUCUGGUCUACAUUCCAGUAUGGAAAAAAAUUUGAACGAUCUUAUUCUGUUAAUUCUCUUGGAAAUAACUAUUAGUAAUAGCUAUUUGGGACCAGACAAAGUCAGUUUUAUCUAUAAUUCACUGGGGGUAAUUGGGGAGAUUCAGAUAAUGUAUUGAGAUUUAAAUUUACCAGUUUGUCCUAUACCCCAUAAGCGUUUAAAAUAAAAUAUGCAACAAAAUGGAUGACUUAGUGGAGAUGGAAGCCCAUAAGUUGGGUGUCCCAUUAAACCGUUUACAUACAAGUACACAGUUUUUAUACUAAGGAUUUGUGUUUAAAAGUCUUGUAAAGUUAAUGUCUUUCACCUGGAUAUAUCAAAUGUUGGUGGAAGACCAGUGUACCAGUGUGACUUCAUUAGAUACAUUUAGUGUAUUUAGAAUGCGUAAAUUUGUGCUCUGAACUGUAGUUUAAUAAAUGUAAAAUUACUUCAUAGUGUUUGUUGUAUUUGACCUAAUGUAACCCUUGUAUGAUUGCAAUAAAAUUUUGUGUAGAUUUUACUGUUUUUUUUUCAGGCUAAAACUUUGGGAAAGGGGCUAGAUAGCAAAGGUAGUUUUGAAAUAGUUGUGUAUAUGAACUGUUUUCAAGGUUAUUUUCCUUUAUAGCCAUUAAGUUUAGUUUGACUCAAUACAUUUUUCAGUUAUUUAAUUAGUAAUUUAAGUAAAAUGUUCAGUAAAUCAUUAUGAAGUUCAGAUUCAUUAUGGAGAGUUGAUGUGCAGUAAGCAUGAUAUUUAACAAUUUUAACACCAAAAAUGUUAAUCCUUCAUAAACCAAUUGUAAUAAUAGGUGUUUCUGUAUAGUAGAAUACAUAGACUACCUUAGUAAAUCUUUGAAUCACAUAUCUUUUGGCUAAAGUGGAAGAUUCUAUUAAAUACUUUGAAUAAACUUGUGGGGAGAGAAAUAAAAUUGCAGAAAACUCUGCAGUAUACUAAAACUUAAAGAAGGGCUACAUCUAUAUCCAGAAACCUGAUGCUCUUUUGCACGGAAUAUUAUUUAAAUUCAGAGUUGUAAGGGGGUGGAGUGAAAUGCACCUAUUUUCAAUUGUGAUGAUUUCAAACUUUAGGGGUUUGUUUUAGUACUCACUUAGUUCCUUGUUGUUUCCCAUUUAUUCAGCUUAUUAAUUUUAAUUCUUUUCAUACUAAAAUUUUAUGGUAAUUGGGGAAAGGGAGUUAGCAUCACUAACCUGACGGUUGUUGCCAGGAAUCUGUGUUGUUCACUGCUAGUAUAUUAGUAAUCCUAGAUCUCAGAGUCACAAUAGUAAUAAACAACAGGGGUCAUUUUUUCCUAACUUACUCUAUGUUCAGAUGUGGAAUUUCUGUCUCCCAAGAGGAAAUGUGACUUCACUUUGGUGCCAAUGGACAGAAAAUUCUACCUGUGCUACAUAGUAGAAGUUUGGAAUGCACUUAACAGCUGGUUUUUAUACCUUGAUUUCAAGGUAGAAAGAAAUUGAUCAUGAAUCUCUAAUAAAUUUCAAUCUCUUAAACCAGUAGGUGCUUAAUAUUUUUGAUUUGAUUAAUGCCCAUUUGAAUUUCAUGGGUUCUAUUUUUAAAAAUUUAGGACCCCAAUCCAUUGUCAUCUGAUUAUCCUUGGACUUCUCCAAGGUAUAACAUGGGGUUUUAUGCAAAAUUCCAAGCUACCAUGCAACUUCUUAAAAACUGUAAUAAAAGAGGAGAAUUGUUCCCAACCUUCCUUACACGCUGUGUGUUACGGUCCAGAAAUGCCAAACCUUUAAAAAAGAUGGUACAACUUUGGAGUCCUUGGCUUGACUAUACAAAUUAGAGCUUUCAUGGCAUGUCAGUUUUGCCGUAUUCACAGGAGAGCUGUUCUGUGUAUAACUUGAGUUGCAAAUAUCAUGUGAAUGAGAUAGUAACCUUAAGAAAUGUCUGUAUUGUAUUUGAAGACUUUCUGCCAUAAAUCUAAGGUUUGAACUUAUGUAUAUCAAUUUGGUAUGCUAAAAAAAGUACUGAAUUAAUGUAACAAUACUUCUUCUAAAAACAAUAUUGUAAUCUCAGUUCAGAAUUUAACUGAAAAUAUAAAACCCAAGUGAUUUCUGUAUAGUAAAUUGAACUGUAAAGGUAACUGUGUGUGUGAUUCUGAAUACACAGAUAAAAAAAUGUUUUUAUUCCUCCUUACAUUUUACUUUGGCAUCUAUUGUGAAACAAAUUUGAUAUUUUACCUGUCAAUUUUGUGUAUAUUAACUGGCAAGCAUUCUUUCAGAAUCUUAUUUCAUUACAAAAUAACAGGUUGAGUCUGGUAAAAUGCUGGGCAUUAUGUAUGGAACAAUGAAGGUUUUGAUGAAGUCCAGUACAUAUAUGAGCACUGAGAUGCUUCUAGGGCCACAUUUUCUAGACACAUUAUUUCACCAGCCUCCUAACAAUUUUAAACUUGGACUGAAUGAAGUAAAUCAAUGUAAAUCAAGCUAGAUACUCCAAGUAAAUGUGGGCACUGAUCCCAUGCAAUGAAAAUACUGGUUAAAAAGCCACACUAUUCAAUAUUUUCUUUUGGUACCUUGUUGGGAGUUACUUUUUUCUCAAGUUAUUAGAAACUUGGCCAACAAAUGUAGUAAAGAAUGCUUGCCUAAUUGGCUUCAAAGUACAAAAUCAGGAAAAAACAAUGACUUUGUAGUCUUCCACUCUCAAACUGUUAAUAAAUCCUACAGAUACUUUAA